AUGGCUGGUGUAAUUAUGAAAUACACAAAUAGUCAUGUUGCUGAAGAUGCUCAAAAUCCAGAGUCAAAUAAUUUAAUUGAAUAUAUGGAAGCACUAGAAUUAGGAAAUUAUAGUGUUGAAGAAUUAAUAAAAUUAUUUCCUGAUAAUCAUCCUUUAAAAAUAUUUGCUAGUAGCAUUAUAGAUUCUAAUGAUUUAGAAUCUUCCUCUUUAAUACUUUCAAAAGAUGAAAAUUUUUCAAAAUGUAUUCAAAAAUUAAAGAAAAAAGGAUAUAAAAUUGCUUUGAUAACAAAUAACUUUUAUAUUGAUAAAGAUAAAAAGAAAACAGUUAUUAUUAAAGAUAUUUCUGAUUUUGAUGUUGUUGUAGAAUCAUGUAAAGUUGGUAUGAGAAAACCAAAUCCAGAAAUUUAUGUAUACACAUUAGCAUUACUUAACGUUAAACCCGAUGAAACAGUAUUUGUUGAUGAUUUAAAAAUUAAUUGUCAAGGAGCUAAAAACAUAGGAAUUAAAACAAUACAUGUACAAAAUGGUGAUACAAAAUCAGCAGUUAAUGAGAUAAAAAAAUUAUCUAAAAAUAAAAUUUUAAAUCCAUUUAGUUUCACUUUUUAUUAA
Molecule: messenger RNA, 609 nt
Organism: Strongyloides ratti
Lineage: Eukaryota; Metazoa; Nematoda; Chromadorea; Rhabditida; Strongyloididae
Product: Bifunctional epoxide hydrolase 2
Exons: 2
Coding region: 1-609 (202 amino acids)
Source: RefSeq, a predicted model, not a curated record